Molecule: messenger RNA, 294 nt
Organism: Ophidiomyces ophidiicola
Lineage: Eukaryota; Fungi; Ascomycota; Eurotiomycetes; Onygenales; Onygenaceae
Exons: 3
Coding region: 1-294 (97 amino acids)
Source: RefSeq, a predicted model, not a curated record
AUGAGUGAUGCUUAUGAACGUGAGCGACAGAAUAAUGCUCUCCUUGAGUCCCUCUCCCAGAAGACCAAUGCCUUAAGAUCUGUCACGAUAGAUAUCUAUGACCAUGCCCGAAAUCAAGAAACAAUAGAUAGCACUAGCGAAGUGUUUUCUUCCUUGUCUACAAACUUACGAGGUAGCGCAGGGCGCCUGACCCGUGCCGCAAAACAAGGCGACAAGGUUGCGGUCUUGAAAAUUGCUGGCAUCGUAGUGGGUGCCGGCGUCGGUGCAUGGGUUGUGUUGGGCUGGAUCUUUUGA